This is a messenger RNA of Jatropha curcas, 1522 nucleotides long. RefSeq names its product Aldolase superfamily protein. Gene Ontology annotation, biological process: carbohydrate metabolic process; pentose-phosphate shunt. Gene Ontology annotation, molecular function: transaldolase activity. The record is from RefSeq and is a predicted model, not a curated record. Gene Ontology annotation, cellular component: cytoplasm; intracellular anatomical structure. Lineage: Eukaryota; Viridiplantae; Streptophyta; Magnoliopsida; Malpighiales; Euphorbiaceae.
UGGUAAUAUCAUCUGUAUAUAAAUCUCUACUUUCUCCAGUGUCAUUUUUCUUUAGCUCAAAACUACAACCUGACUCUUGCACUUUGAUUUCAGUUACCAAAAUGUCACUCUCCUUGCAAUCUCCGCCCUUUUCUGCUCUUUACUCCAAAUCAUUUCUUCAGAAUGGAGGGAACUUGAGGCUGCUAGGUGGAUCGGGAGCUUCAAAUGCAAUCUUCUUCAAGUUACAACGGUCUUUUCCACAAAUUCGUGCUUCUUCUGGCUUCUCUUCUUCUCUCGAUACUGGUGCGAGCACUGAAUUGGAUGCUGUGUCUAGCUUUAGUGAAAUCGUUCCUGACACCGUCAUAUUCGAUGAUUUCGAGAAGUUUCCUCCAACUGCUGCUACUGUUAGCUCUUCGCUUCUUUUGGGUAUAUUGAGUCUCCCCGAUACUAUAUUUAGGAAUGCAGUGGAUAUGGCUUUGGCCGAUUCAGGUUGUGCUGCUCUGAAAAAUCCUGAAUCGAGAUUGUCUUGUUUUGCUAACAAGGCUUUGGUGAAUGUUGGAGGUGAUUUGGUGAAAUUAGUACCUGGCCGAGUUUCAACAGAAGUGGAUGCUCGGUUGGCUUAUGACACUCAUGGCAUUAUUAGGAAGGUGCAUGCCUUGCUGAAGUUGUAUGAUGAAAUCAAUGUUCCCCCAGAGCGUUUGUUGUUCAAAAUUCCUUCAACCUGGCAAGGAAUAGAGGCCUCGAGAUUGCUGGAAUCUGAGGGUAUUCAAACACAUUUGACUUUUGUUUACAGCUUUGCUCAAGCUGCAGCUGCAGCACAAGCUGGUGCUUCUGUUAUUCAGAUUUUUGUUGGACGCCUCAGGGAUUGGGCACGCAACCAUUCUGGUGACCCUGAGAUAGAAGCUGCUCUAAAAAGAGGAGAGGACCCUGGUUUGGCUUUGGUGACAAAAGCUUACAAUUACAUCCACAAAUAUGGACACAAAUCAAAGUUGAUGGCAGCAGCAGUUCGUAACAAACAGGAUCUCUUCAGUCUUUUGGGGGUUGACUACAUCAUUGCACCAUUGAAGGUAUUGCAGUCUCUCAAAGAGUCUAUCACUACUCCUGAUGAAAAGUACUCUUUUGUUCGGAGGUUAUCACCACAAUCUGCUGCUGCCUACAGUUUCAGUGAAGGAGAGGUUGCAAAAUGGGACCAGUUAAGUGUUGCAUCAGCAAUGGGACCAGCAGCAGUCGAUCUUCUGGCUGCCGGUCUGGAUGGUUAUGUUGAUCAAGCAAGGCGAGUUGAGGAACUAUUUGCAAAGAUUUGGCCACCACCAAAUGUGUAAAAUUUUCUAGUUCAUUUCUUGGAGAUAUGGGCUUCAUGAAAUAAAAGAUGGAACAGUUUUUCAAUUAGCCCUUGUUCAUUCUAUAUCCUCUUCCAGUCUUCUGCUCUUCAUUUUACUAAAAUGAUAAUCAAAAUUUUAUCUUUAGUCAAAACUGGCAGCAAAAGUUGACUUUUGCCGAACUUUUUGUUUUCAUGAAACACAUGGAUUGGGUUGUUCUAUUA